AUGAAAGAUCCUGGGAGUUUCACCAUUCCAUGUACCAUUGGUAAUUCUUAUUGUGGCAUGGCAUUAUGUGACUUGGGUGCUAGUAUAAAUCUGAUGCCUAUGUCUGUGUAUAGACAAUCGGGGAUUGGUGAAGUCCGACCUACCACAGUGACUCUACAACUUGCAGAUAGAUCUCUUUCUUAUCCAGAUGGGAAGAUUGGGGAUGUCUUGGUAAAAGUUGAUAAGUUCAUUUUCCUAGUUGAUUUCAUUGUGUUGGAUUAUGAGGCAGACAGGGAGGUACCAAUCAUUCUAGGGAGGCCUUUUCUAGCUACUGGUAGAACUUUGAUUGAUGUGCAAAAGGGUGAACUUACUAUGAGGGUUCAAAAUGAGCAGGUGACUUUCAAUGUUUUCAAGGAUAUGAGAUUUCCAGAUGAGGUCGAAGAGUGUUCUGUGGUUUCAGUGGUAGACUCUUUGGCUUCAAAGGAAUUAGAAAACAAUUUUGAUGAUCCUCUAGAGAGACUCUUGAUGUUUGAUUCACAUGCAGAGGAUGAGGAUGAAUACUUGGCUUGGCAAGAAGUUAGCUAA
Molecule: messenger RNA, 564 nt
Organism: Humulus lupulus (European hop)
Lineage: Eukaryota; Viridiplantae; Streptophyta; Magnoliopsida; Rosales; Cannabaceae
Exons: 1
Coding region: 1-564 (187 amino acids)
Source: RefSeq, a predicted model, not a curated record